Antrostomus carolinensis (chuck-will's-widow) is the source of this 885-nucleotide messenger RNA. RefSeq names its product UBX domain protein 10 (gene UBXN10). The coding region runs from base 1 to 885 and encodes 294 amino acids. The record is from RefSeq and is a predicted model, not a curated record. NCBI's taxonomy places the organism in Eukaryota, Metazoa, Chordata, Aves, Caprimulgiformes, Caprimulgidae. The transcript has a single exon. Gene Ontology annotation, molecular function: protein binding.
AUGGCCACAGCGGCUCUUGUGAACUCAGCACCAUCUCACCUCUGCUUCCCUCCAAGCACAGCGGUCGCUUUCUCCUGGACAAUUGCCAUCGACAUGCACGUCACCAGGCCAAAAUCUGCCAAGGGACGCACCAGGCCGAGCUUCAGUUGCUCUCAGAGUGUGGAAACUUGUCCUUGCCGAGUGCCACCUUCCCCCCCUCCACCAGCAGCUCCCCACGAAUUGGUGAAAAGCCGGAGAGCAUCGUUCAGAAAAGCAGCGUUCCCAUCUGGCCAAGUGUCUCCUGAGGAAAUCCCGGAGCUCCUGCAGCAAGUGCCUUUGAGGACCUCCUCUUCCCUGAACAAGUACAGGGUGCUCCCCUCCAUCGGCCAGAAAGGUGCAGGGAGCAGCAGGGCUGUGGAAACAGCCCCUGAACAGAGCGACCGGCUGGAAGCGAGCUGGGGACAGGAGGACACUCUGAAAAUCAAAACUCUCCCUGGAGAACAAGGAUCUGCCAGAGUAUUGUCAGGAAAUGAUGUCCCUGCUGAAGAAGGCUCACGUGUGCAAUGUCCUGAGAAGCUGGGGAGGAAAAUGAGACAAGAGAGCCCUUUGACAUCAGCUUUAAUUGUGGAAGAGCCGCCCAAAGAAAAGUCCCACUUGCUGCUCGCUGUUCGAUCUCCAUCUGGUCAGAGAUUUGAACAUCAUUUCAAGCCCACAGACAGUCUCCAGACAGUCCUUGCUGUGGCAGAAGAGAAAAUGUCGGCCAAGUACCAGCACUGCAGCAUUGAAAUGAUGGAGGUGCCCCGAAGGAGUUUUUCUGACCUCACGAGGUCCCUCCAGGAAUGUGGGAUUCUCCACAAAUCCGUGCUGUGCAUCCGCCUGAAGGAGCAGCACCAGGCAGAUCUUUAG